Messenger RNA from Vigna umbellata (rice bean), 489 nucleotides. The record is from RefSeq and is a predicted model, not a curated record. Lineage: Eukaryota; Viridiplantae; Streptophyta; Magnoliopsida; Fabales; Fabaceae.
AUGAGAAGAGUAUCCAUUAGGCGUCAACUUAAUCAAUUUUGCAUGAAUGUAGCAUAUGUUUCUAAAAUUGAGCCCAAAAAUGUUGAAACUGCUAUUACGAAUGAAAAUUGGAUGAUGGCCAUGCAAGAGGAACUAAAUCAAUUUAAGAGGAACAAUGUAUGGGAGUUGGUUCUAAGAACCGAAAAGUUACAAGUUAUAGGCACUAAAUGGGUCUUCAAAAACAAGAAGGAUGAUUCAAGGGAAAUCAUAAAGAACAAGGCAAGGUUGGUUGCUAGAAGUUACAGUCAAGAAGAAGGAAUCGAUUAUGAUGAGACGUAUGCAUCAAUGGACAGACUGGAAGCAAUAAGAAUUCUACUUAUUGUUGCAUCUAUGAUGAAGUUUAAAUUGUAUCAAAUGGAUGUUAAGAGUGCAUUCUUAAAUGGAUAUAUUAAAGAAGAAGUCUAUGUGGAACAACCACCAAGAUUUCAAGACUAUGAGCACCCAGAUUAG